AUAAACAGCUGCUGGCAAAACAGUUGUGGAGUAUCAACAUCCUUAACUCACAGCGGGACAGCAAGAGGUAAAGUUAGGGAUUGCUAAGGGUGCGACAACAGACAGGCUCUGAACUUGACGUCCAGCCUCUGAUGGACUAAAAACAACUUUAAGUUUUGUGUCAUCUAUAUUGACAAGAUCAGUAUGUACAACAGCGUGUCCUGAGGAGAAGGCACUUCCACAAUGAGAGACCGACUGGAGGAGCUCCAGCGGAGGGCUCGGGGCUCUGCUGAGGCUCAAACCGACCACACCAAUGUUUUCCCAGAGGAGAGUGAUAAUGUUGACUGUUUGGCGGUUGAAAACGUAACACCACAAGCUGUAGUGUUUGAGGAGGAGCCGGUCAUUGAGAAUUUCCUAUCUGAUGCCCAAAAAAUCAGAGAUGAUAUCUCAGAACUGGAAACAGAGGUGCUCAAGUUCACUCAGCAGCAGAAGACCCUGGCUGCGAGCAUGCGUCGAUUCAGCGUGAUGAAGAAAGAGAGCAGCAUAACCCGAGACAUCAAGCUGCAGGCCGAGAGUCUCCACCGUCGUUUAGAUGCGCUUUCAAAACAGGUCCAAAAAACUGAGGAGCAGCAGGGGCCCGCUGCAGUUACAACACGGAUACAGCACUCACAGCACGCAGCGCUGCACCUCAAAUUCCAGCAGGUGAUGCGUCGGUAUAAUGAGGGUCUGCUGACCAAGCAGGAGCGCUGUAAGCAGUUCAUUAUUCGGCAGGUGGAGGUGUCGGGGCGGGAUGUUACAGAGGAGGAGGUGAAUGAGAUGUUUGAAACAGGAAAAUGGGAGGUCUUCAAUGAGAACCUGCUGAAUGAUGAAAGAAUAACCCGGUCACAACUAUCUGAGAUUGAACAGCGACACAAGGAGCUGAUUAAGUUGGAGAACAAUAUGAGGGAGCUGCGGGAUCUCUUCGUGGAUAUCUUCAUGCUGGUGGAGGAACAAGGGGCCUACAUCGAGCACAUCCAAAGUAAUGUUGAGAGGACUCAAGAUUACGUGGCUGUAACUAAUGAGAAGUUUAAGAUGGCCGCUCGGUAUAAGAAAAAGAACCCGAUUCGACAGCUGUGCUGCUGUUGCUGCCCUCCCUGGAGAUGCUGCCUAUGAAAAUACUACGCUUUUUUGCCUGAGCCUUUAUUCCAACUGAGAUCAUCACUUCCCUUUUUUUUUCCUUUUGUUUCCAAAGUUCUUGCUUACCUGUUGAAAGAAACCAGCGUCAAUAACACGAUAGUAACGCACAAGGUACUGUAAAUGCUGAACUGACACGGUGAAGAGGGCACAGAAAACAAUUAGGAGGGAGGCAAGAACUGAUAUGGGGAACAUUUGUUAUUUUCAAGAGGUUGUGAAGUGAGUGCUAUUGAAAAAGACAGCUCAGUGAGAGCUCCUCACCAACACUGUUGAUUACUGGAGACCUUUACUGUCAUCUGACAGAGGUCACAAACAAGGAUAGGCCACUGACACUGCUGCUUCAGCAAGACCGAAAUUCCUGCAUUUUCUGAAAACCCCUCUCAUCUUUUUUUUUCCCCGCGUUGUCUGCCACAGGAGCUGCAUUUAAUGAGGACAGACUUUUUUUGCACAGUGCACGCACUUUAACAUUAAUUUUAAAUUAAAACUGAAUAUAAUGGAUAGAGAUCUGUAUUCAGAGAGCUACAAAGCCAUUUUUUAAAGUCAAUUUCUGUUUUUUUUUUGUCUUUAUGCUAAUUAGACAAAGAGAUAGUUUUACAAGUAGUCAUUAGCCUCAUUUACAUUUCAAGGUCUGAUCGCUUUCAAUAUUUUUUUCUUUAAUCUAUUUAAUUUUACAGAGGCAAAGAUUUAAGUCAUGUUAAAAGAAUAAUGUGUUUUCAUCGAGACAUUUAUGAAAUGAAAAGAUCAUGGGGAAUGUUAAAGUUUUGAGUUAAAACAACAUGGUCCAACAUAUUUUGGAUCUCAGUAUCAACACAUUAAUUAUUUGGAAUUUUUCCAUCGUUUGAAUGAGACAUGUGUCAAUAUUAUUUAAGUCAUGGAGCAUGCAUAAAAUGAGGAAUGACCUCAGAGAAGUGCCGGCAUGAAGUAAUGGGAACGUUGUGUAUAAAGCAUAAAGACAGCCAGCAGACACAAGGCUGCUGACAGCACAAUCUGCCUCCAGUUUCUUGUAUUGACGUCGUAAACUCAACAUUUAUCUGGAAGCAUUGUUGAUAUAAACACUUUGCAAUAUGUUCGCUGUUGAUCAAAGAUAAAGUCCUGCAGUUCAUUAAGCUCAAAUCAACAGUGACAGCUAUGUUCUUCUUUGAGGGUCAGGGGAUACAGGUACAGUACAGGGUGUGCUUAAGCUAAACUGGAAAAUCAAGCUUGUCCGUUUUUCCAGGAUGUCAGCAGCACGACUCCAUGAAGUGUGUAAAUAGAACCGUUACCCUUUCUGGAGAUGAUAAAAGAAUCAACUAGUCCUGUUUGGAUGUUUUAUUGACCAAGGAGUAGCUCCUUGAAAGCAUAUUAAUGUUUUAAACAUAACAUAGAAAACUCUCUGACUUGCCAUUUGUGAAGGGCCAGAAAUUUCACAUUUAUGUGAGUUCAGUGACCUUUCUAAAACAGCACUUCCAUGCAGCACUUGUUUAUUAUAAUAAUCAUUUCACCUCUCCCACAGAUUCAGUAGAUAUAAAGAGUUUUGCAUGUUGAAAUGUGUUUGAUCACUUUUGCUGCUAUGCAACUUUGAAAAAGUAGUUUCAUGAAUCUCCUCGUUGUUGAACAUGAUUGGAUGUAUUAAUAGUAUGACAAACUGAAACGAAAACAUUGAGACAUUAUUCAUUAAGUAAUAAAUAAAUAUUUAUAUUUCUAAGUCCUAUGUCAGUGCAACUUGUGUCGUGGUUGAUACCUGCGGAAGAGAACUGAAGCCCUGCUGCAGUUUGCAGCGUUCCUAAACAGCAACAAUGCCAUCCAGUGUUCACUCAAGUAACUACUGGUUAAAAACGGAUCAUCCUUAAUGUUCUAAGGUAUGC
Molecule: messenger RNA, 2996 nt
Organism: Menidia menidia (Atlantic silverside)
Lineage: Eukaryota; Metazoa; Chordata; Actinopteri; Atheriniformes; Atherinopsidae
Source: the annotation of a GenBank genome assembly